AUGCGUUGUAGCUUAUUCGCUAGUCAAAUUAUUAGUGCAGGCCUCGCGAUUGUGCCUGUCGCACACGCGUUGUCCCCGCGCACGGAGAUCUCCGACUCUUAUGAUUUCGUGAUCAUUGGAGGAGGACAAGCUGGACUUACUGUUGGUGGUCGUCUUGCUGAAGACACAAAUCAUACAGUUCUAGUUCUGGAGGCAGGUGGCAAUGGCGAUGAUUAUCGUGAACGUAUAGAUACCCCAGCAUACUCAUACUAUGAUUCAUUGUGGACAACACCAUUAAAUUGGAAAUACUACACCGUUCCACAGUCUAAUGCCGACGACCGAGAGAUCUAUUGGCCUCGUGGCAAGGUGCUUGGAGGCAGCUCCGCGAUCAACGGGUUAUAUCUAACUCGCCCAGGCGAGGGUGAUAUUACCGCCUGGAAAGAUCUGCUGGGCGACAUGGACGGAGCAGAGAAUUGGUCAUGGGACUCCUUCUACGCUGCCAUGAAGAAGAGUGAAAAUUUCACCGCACCAAGCGACUCUAUCGCUGAAGAGGCCGAUAUUCAUUGGGAUAUUUCAACCCAUGGCACCCAGGGACCGAUCCAGGCAUCCUACCCGGGAUACACAUUCCCCCAGGUGGGCUACUGGUCCGAAUCCCUGGAAAACAUCGGCAUUUCCAUUUCCUCGGACAUGUACGGUGGUGACAAUUGGGGCGCCGAGGUCUCAACAUCCUGCAUCAACCCUUCCAACUGGACACGAUCCUAUAGUCGGACUGGCUACCUCGACCCACUUCCUGAUCGUGGAAACUACGACGUUCUGGCCAAUGCGUAUGUGACUCGCAUUGUCUUUGACACCUCUAACUCGGACAACUUGACGGCGACUGCGGUUGAGUACACAACUGAUAACGGUACCACAACAUCAACGGUCAAUAUCACCAAGGAGGUGAUUCUCUCUGCUGGGUCGAUUGGCAGCCCGGCAAUCCUGAUGUACAGCGGUGUUGGACCUAAGGAUGUUCUCUCCGAUGCGGGUAUUGAUCUUCUUUCUGAACUGCCCGGUGUCGGCCAACAUCUGCAAGAUCACUUUAGCGCUACUGUGACAUGGAACAACACUGUGACCACCUCCGGCGACAUUUAUUAUGAAGAUGAGACCGACAAGGACACCGAACUCUACCUCUCAUACAUCGACGACGCCAUCGCCUACGUCAACGCUACCGCGAUGUACGGAAGUGAUGUUUCCUCAAUGGAAUCAAGUAUUCUCGCUUCCAUUGACCAGUACGCACCUAACUCGACAUACGGCGACGAGGUGAUCGCGGGCUACAAAGCCAUCUGCAAUAUCACAGCCAAGAAUAUUUUCAACAGUCCCACCGGUAUCAUCGAGCUCUUGUUUAUGAACAGCGCUGCGGAUGGUGUCAUUGGUAUCACCGCUGCUCUCCAGCACCCAUACAGCCAUGGUCGUAUCUACAUCAACUCCUCGAACCCUCUGGACUACCCUGUCAUCGACCCGAACUACCUUUACAACCCAGCUGAUUACGAGAUUCUCCGUGACGGCCUGAAGAUGGCACGCAGCAUCGGCGAAGCAACCCCACUAAGCAACAACCUGACAGUGGAAACAGCACCCGGCUCAGACGUCUCGACCGAUGACGAUUGGGUAACCUGGUUGCGUGGUGCUGCCAGCACAGAAUUCCAUCCCUCGUCCACAUGUGCCAUGCUUCCACUCGAGUUGGGCGGUGUUGUCGACGCAAACCUACUGGUUUACGGCCUGGCGAAUGUUCGCGUCGCAGAUGCCAGUGUUCCCCCAACCUCACUGUCUACGCACCUCAUGGCCUCAACAUAUGGAGUUGCUGAGAUGGCGGCGAGCAUUAUUCGUGGAUUCUACAAUGGUGUGCCCUUGACGCAGUCUUCUGGUAGCAGCACCAGUAGUAGCAGUGGCUCUACUGCCACUGCUGCGGCGAAGAGCGCUCAAACAGGAUCAGACGUUGCGCCAAGUAACAGCGCUUCUGGUAAUGGGGGAGCCCUUUUGUACAGUUGGAUUUCUUUUGUUCUCAUCAUUGGCUUGUCUUUGUAG
This is a messenger RNA of Penicillium pulvis, 2040 nucleotides long. RefSeq names its product GMC family oxidoreductase. The transcript has 6 exons. Lineage: Eukaryota; Fungi; Ascomycota; Eurotiomycetes; Eurotiales; Aspergillaceae. The record is from RefSeq and is a predicted model, not a curated record. Bases 1 to 2040 code for a protein of 679 amino acids. Gene Ontology annotation, molecular function: flavin adenine dinucleotide binding; oxidoreductase activity, acting on CH-OH group of donors.